This is a messenger RNA of Chlamydomonas reinhardtii, 3142 nucleotides long. RefSeq lists its product as uncharacterized. Gene Ontology annotation, biological process: carotene catabolic process. The coding region runs from base 106 to 2163 and encodes 685 amino acids. The record is from RefSeq and is a predicted model, not a curated record. NCBI's taxonomy places the organism in Eukaryota, Viridiplantae, Chlorophyta, Chlorophyceae, Chlamydomonadales, Chlamydomonadaceae. The transcript has 12 exons. Gene Ontology annotation, molecular function: carotenoid dioxygenase activity.
AUACUCUGACAGCGUUUGAUAACCACACCUCAUAUACAUACAGCUUUCAAGUGCCAGCGAAACGGCAAGUGAGAACGCUGACGCAAACUAUUACACCAACAGACGAUGGAGACUGGUCUCCAACGCCGCUGUUUUAGGACAAGUAGCACAAGGCCAAGCCGUUAUGCCACUUGCCGAGUGAGCGCCACACUGAUGGCGAAGCCCCCCGGCGUGGCGCUGUCGGGGCGCACAGCGGCGCCUGCGACCACCUCCAACGAGGAGCGCUUGGCCAGCGGCGCGCAAGCUGGACCCAGCCCCCAUUCUGCGCAUUUGCAGCAAAUGCCCCGGAGGUCUCAGCCGGUCACUGUUGCCAUGCUGAACGACGUGCGCACUAUGUUCCACUCGCUGCUGGACGAGUUUGCAUACUUCGUUGACCCCGGCUGGGUGACCGGAACCAUUCCACCGGAGCUGAACGGCACGUACUACCGGAACGGCCCGGGUUUGCAGGUGUCCAACCCGCGCUAUCGGCGCCACACGCUGGACGGCGACGGUAUGGUGUUCAGCCUGGCGUUCAAGGAGGGACAGGCCUUCUUCCGCAACCGCUUCGUGCGCACAGAGGGCUUCAAGGCGGAGCAGAAAGCGGGGCGGCCGCUCUUCCGCAACAGCUUCACGCGUGGCGCGGUGGACGGGAGCAUCAACUUCAACCCAUUCGACCUCAACUUCAAAAACGUGGCCAACACCGGCGUGUUGCCGUGGGGCGGGCAGCUGUACGCGCUGUGGGAGGCGGGCCUGCCCUACCUGAUGGACCCGGUCACGCUGGACACGGUGCGGGAGACGCGCAUGGGCGGCCAGAUCCGCAGCAACACGUUCGCCGCCCACUACCGCGUCGUGACGGAGCACCGCCAACAGGCACAGCGGCACAGCGGUAGCACCACCAGCAGCAGCAGCGCCGCAGGUGCUGCCGGGGACGGCGCUCAGGUGGCGGGCGGCAGCAGCGGCAGCACCAGCACCAGCAAGCGGCUGGUGACCUUCUCCAACGAGUUUGGGUUCACGGGCGCCAAGGCGUUGUUCUAUGAGUUUGACGAGGCGGGCAAGCUGAUCCACGAGACAGAGCACGCGCUGCAGGGAGUGGACGUGGCUCUCAUCCACGACAUGGUGGUCACGGAGCACUACUACGUGCUCAUCUGCGGCCCCAUCGCGCUGCAGCCCGCCAAGUUUGCUAUGCAGUACAUGCUGGGCCGCUGCUCCAUCGCGGAGUGCCUGGUAUUUGACAACAAGAAGCCCACUCGCAUCAUGAUGUUCCCGCGCCCAGGGCGCCCUAGUGGCAAGGUGCUGGCGCCGCGUGUCGUGGAGUCGCCGGACCCGUUCUUCGUGUUCCACAACGUCAACGGCUAUGAGGCGGAGGACGGCCAGGUGCUGGUGAUGGACGCGGUGGCGUGGGACGAGGUGUCAUUCGAAAUGGACCUGUACGAUAAGGAGGCCAAGAGCACCAAGUGCUUUGAGGGCGGCUCGCGCACACAGCUGACGCGCCUCACAGUGGACCUGCGGCCAGCGGGCGGGCGGGUGGAGCGGCGCCAGCUGCUGCAGCGCACCGUGGAGUUCCCCGCCACCGACCCACGCGUCACCUCGCGCCCGCACGGCGUGGCCUGGUACAUCGCCGACGCCGUGGACCACCCCUUCCUGUGGGGCCCAGCGCAAUCCAUCGUGCGCGUGCAUCUCGACCCCGAGCUGACGGUGCGCAGCCCGCAGCACGGCGCCGCGAGCAGCAAUGGCGGCGCAAAGGGCGUGCGCGUGCCACGCACGCCAGGGCUAGCGCCGCCGCGGGCGGCGCCGCGCGCUGCGGCCGGGCCCGCGGCGUGUGCCGCACCCGGCGUAGCGGUGGAUGAGUGGUUCCUGGGCGACAGGACGUUCCCUGGAGAGCCCAUGUUUGUGCCGCGGCCAGGGUCGAACGAGGAGGGUGACGGCUGGCUGCUCGUGGGCGUGCACAACGCGGACACGGAGAAGGGCGACGUGCACAUCUUUGACGCGCAGAGCCUCUCCAGCGGCCCCCUGGCCACCAUCCACCUGCCGCACCGGCUGCCCGUGAGCCUGCACGGCGCCUGGCACGGCGAGUACACGGGCCCGGACCCACACGACCCCGCGGUGCCGCGCUGGCAGCACCUGGGCCGCGUGCGGCCGAUGUGAGGUGGCCCCGGGGCUGGGGGACUCGUGGGCGAGGAGGUGUGCAGGUCAUACGAGGCGUGAGGUGUGUGGAGCUUGUUGCUGGUUGCAGUGUAGCCGGAUGGCGACGGGGAAGCAAUCAAGCGGGACACGGGUUACAUGCCCAACACUUUGAUUGUUGGGGAGUUUGGGGCGGCGGAUGUAGAUUAGCCAGACACUGGGCACCCAUGCAAGCGUGUGCGAGUGUGCUCCUAAAUGCCCAGAUACUGCGCAGAUACCUUUCACAGGUUGCUGUGCAGAGCUGGGAGCGCAGCAACGGAUUAAUGAGGGAAAGCGGAUGGACAAGAGAGACAUAUUCUAUGGCAACGGGCCGCCCUGUGCAAUUCAUCCUGCCGCUUGCCCAUUGAUGCUUACUUAUACCUUUUAUGUUUUGGGGGCUGGAUGUUGUGUGCACAUGUUGCCCGCGUGUGGUUGUAUGUUACUGUAGUAUUGUUGAAUGUGUAUUUCCAAGUCCUAAAUGGAAGCUUCAUCAUACUGCAAUCUGAAGAGGUCAAAGCAGCGAAGGGGGAGUGCUGAAGGGCACUGAGGCGCGGAUGCGGUGGAUGCAGGUCCGGACUGGUCCUGACUGAUCCAGGCUAUUUGGUAGCGGGCUAGCGGCUUUGGGAAUUUCCAUAUAGCACAAGAGACUACGCUAGCUAGCUAGGCAAGGCACAGGACAGGUUGCGAGGGGACAUAAGCAGCUGAUGGUAGGCCAAGCAGGGCACGCAGCUGGAUACUGGAUUAGGGGCCCGCAACGUUAGCAAGGAGCUGCUUCGGAUGCUGUAGCCCGUGCACACAAGGCCCGAGCGUCGCUGGGCCUUGCCGAUUGCUCCGGACGUCACGGGCGGCUGGAUGGUCGGAUUUGGGGACUGGUCGACAUACUGCUGCAGGGCCCACCCGCGCCUAGGGCUGUUACGUUGUUGUUGUGGUUGAUUAUAUGUGCAACCCAGACCGUGCAACCAGC